Molecule: messenger RNA, 1509 nt
Organism: Laccaria bicolor S238N-H82
Lineage: Eukaryota; Fungi; Basidiomycota; Agaricomycetes; Agaricales; Hydnangiaceae
Exons: 2
Coding region: 1-1509 (502 amino acids)
Source: RefSeq, a predicted model, not a curated record
AUGACACAGUUAUCCAGCAUGCGACAAACACGAUCAAGGGCGAGGGACGUUAAACGUGAAGACGAAGUGGAUGCUGCUCUCAACAUUAUGCAGGGAGCAGAUACGCCAACAGUUGACGACAGCGCUUGGGAAGAUGAAGACAAUUUGACGACACAGUCGAGAAAUACCACACCAUUGCGACAGAAUCGAAGUGGAACGCCUCGUAAGCGCCGAACGAAACCAGGAAGUAGCCCCCGAAAGCAACAAUUCGCGACACCAGUUCCUAAACCGCCAACAGACGAAGGGAGUGUUGCAACGAGGGAGCAAAUUGCGAACCCUAAAUCUUCAACGGAUGGUGUUGCGAUUAAGGAGCAGAUAGCGAAGAGCGCGUUGGAGGGAGCAGUGUUUACUGGCCGAUAUUUGCUCGAUGUCGUUGGAACCGCCCUCUUCCUUAUGCGCAAACCCCUUUCCGUCCUUCUCGGCCUCUUUCUGCUCUCUCUCAUAUUAGUCCAGGCGUGGACAACAAUACAAGGUGCAUUCGCGCCUCUUUGCAUCCUUCCCGGCAUUUCAAGGACGGCGAUCUGCCGGCGCAACACCCGUGUUGCGGAUUCUGACCAACAAGCACCACGUUGGGCUGAUUAUUCAAGGCUCGUGGACGUUCAAAGCAGAACGUUCGAGGAACUACUCGAAGAAUCUCUUGGUGGAUCAUCGUUAUCACUGGAGAUAAAGAAGGCGGAGAUGGCCACUACAGAUUUGGUGACUCUUGUUCGCGUGAGCAACUUUAAGUCGAGAGAUAUGUUGGCGGAAUCCCUGGUAGAAUUUGUAGACGAUGCGAAGAAAACCGGGAGGGGCUUACAAAAGCUCACCUCCAAGAUUGGCGGGGCAGUUGACAACGUCAUGGCAGUGAAUGAUUAUGCGCUGCAUGCAAUCGAGGAAGCCCAAGCAAAGGCGCCAUCUCGAUUCUCUCUGCAAUCCCUUUCUCCCUGGACUUCUGCUAGACGAUCCACAAAAGAGGUUGUGGCCGAAACGUUCGGUCAAGCUAUGAAUGUCCUUUCAGGCAAUAUGCAACGCUUGAUCUUGGAGGCAGAGACUAGUCUCGUUAACUUGAACUCACUUGAAGAACGCCUUACAACGCUUCAAGAAAUGGUUACCAGGGAAGACUCUUCCUUAUCCACGGCGAAGGAAGAACUUCUCGUGGAACUAUGGACAAAAUUGGGGGGAAAUAGGAAGACGCUGCGAGGCUUCGAGAAGCAUUUGAUCCUCUUGAAGGAUCUAAAUGUAUAUCGGAAACAAGCACUUGUCCAUGUUGUGGCGGCAUUGCAGACGCUGCAGUCAAUGAGCGAGGAUAUGGAGGACCUGAGAGAACGGGUGGCGGCUCCCGAUCUCGUGGGCUCGCAGAUCCCAGUGGAGGUCCACAUGAGAAGUAUUAGAAAUGGGCUGGAAAGGUUGCGGGAGGGAAGGAUCAGGGCGAAACAUUUGAGCGAGGAAGCUAUGUACCGAGUAUUGGGGGGCGAGAGGCCGGAAGAUUGA